Molecule: messenger RNA, 258 nt
Organism: Exophiala spinifera
Lineage: Eukaryota; Fungi; Ascomycota; Eurotiomycetes; Chaetothyriales; Herpotrichiellaceae
Exons: 2
Coding region: 1-258 (85 amino acids)
Cellular component (GO): intracellular membrane-bounded organelle; membrane
Molecular function (GO): heme binding
Source: RefSeq, a predicted model, not a curated record
AUGUCCAAGACAUUCACCGUCGCAGACGUGGCCAAGCACGACCAAAAGGCCAGUGAUGGAAUGUACAUCAUUGUCGACGGCACCGUGUACGACGUGACCAACUUUGUGGACGAGCAUCCAGGCGGCGCAAAGAUCCUGAAGCGCGUGGCGGGCAAAGACGCCAGCAAGCAAUUCUGGAAGUAUCACAACGAGUCCGUAUUGAAAAAGUACGCCCCGAAGCUGAAGAUUGGCGAAGUCGGCGAAAAGGCCAAGCUGUAA